Messenger RNA from Serpula lacrymans var. lacrymans S7.9, 1102 nucleotides. RefSeq lists its product as uncharacterized. NCBI's taxonomy places the organism in Eukaryota, Fungi, Basidiomycota, Agaricomycetes, Boletales, Serpulaceae. Gene Ontology annotation, biological process: vacuolar acidification. The record is from RefSeq and is a predicted model, not a curated record. Bases 60 to 821 code for a protein of 253 amino acids. Gene Ontology annotation, cellular component: vacuolar proton-transporting V-type ATPase complex; fungal-type vacuole membrane. Gene Ontology annotation, molecular function: proton-transporting ATPase activity, rotational mechanism. The transcript has 5 exons.
ACUGGCAGUCACCGUCGCACUAUCCAGUUUCAAAGUUCUAGCUCAUCGCUGCUGCAACGAUGUCGGGUACUGGCCCUCGCGAAAAUGUAUUUGCGACACGGAUGGCAUUGACAAAUACCAAGCUACGCCUGAAGGGAGCCCAGACAGGCCACUCGCUGCUAGCGAAGAAACGAGAUGCCUUGACCACUAGGUUCCGAGCAAUAUUGAAGAAAGUCGAUGAGGCCAAACGGAAGAUGGGUAGAGUAAUGCAGCUGGCGUCAUUCUCGAUGGCCGAGGUUACUUAUGCAACUGGGGAUAUCUCAUAUCUGGUACAAGAGCAAGCGAAACUGGCGACCUUCCGUGUCAAGGCCAAACAGGAAAACGUAUCAGGUGUUGUUCUUCCCGCUUUUGAAGUUGAUCGUGUAUCGGGAUCAGACUUCAAUCUGACUGGUCUUGGCCGUGGUGGGCAGCAGGUGCUUCGAGCGAAAGAAGUCUAUGCCAAAGCUAUAGAAACACUAGUGGAACUCGCUUCAUUGCAGACAGCUUUCACAAUACUGGACGAGGUCAUUCGAGCGACAAACCGCCGCGUGAAUGCUAUCGAAUACGUUGUCAUUCCACGGUUGGACAACACGAUCAAGUAUAUUAUAAGUGAGCUCGACGAGAUGGACCGAGAAGAAUUCUUUAGGUUGAAGAAAGUCCAAGGGAAGAAAAAGAGGGAUGCCGCAUCCAACGCAGAGCAAGCUGCUUUGAAAGUGACAGAAGAGCCGCUAGAAACUUACGACGAUGAACCAGAUGGUAGUGCAGAUUUAUUGAGUAGUAAAGACCAGGAUGUCAUUUUCUGAAGUAAUCACAGAACUUUGUACUUUGCUAAUUCAUAAUAGCAACCGUCAUCAUUUAAUUCAACCUCAUCGUGAACUUGCGAAAGCUUGAUCCGCCUCUGCGACGGAGAGCGGCAAGUUGAUCAUGGUGCAUAUCAUGUGCGUAAACUCGCAUAGAUACAUGGGUAGUUUUGGAUAAUGCAGUGUAGGAAACUAACGAAAUGACGAACUCCAAAGUAUUUAAUCGACCAUCUCGACAUCCUCGCCACCUGCUGGUCUUGGGUUCUUCUUCCUGUCUUUCCUGU